AUGUUAACAUUUUAUUUAUUUUAUACAAAUUUCUCAAUUAAUUUUUUUCUUUAUUCAUUAUGUGGAAAAAAUUUUCGUUUAUGUCUUAUGGAUUUAAUUCAACAUAUUGGUAAGAAUAAACAAACAAAUAAUUUCUUUUCAAAUGUGGGUGACAAUCCAUUAGUUCAAUAUUAUCAACGUUCAAAUAGUACACGUCAUCAUUCACGUUUUUCAAAACGUGAACUUAGUAGUACACUUAGUAGUGGAGGUAUUAAUGGAAAUGCAUUUAUGUCAACGUCAAAUUUAGCUGCUACAAUGGCUACAGGUAUUAGUCAACAAACAUUACAUCCAUCAUUAUCAGCAUCAUCAUUUCAAAGAAGUUCAUUAAAAAUUGAAUUACUUACACCAACAGUCGUCAAAUUUUAUCCAGCAUUUAGUAUUAAAUGA
This is a messenger RNA of Rotaria sp. Silwood2, 426 nucleotides long. Lineage: Eukaryota; Metazoa; Rotifera; Eurotatoria; Philodinida; Philodinidae. The record is from the annotation of a GenBank genome assembly.